CCUCGCCGCCGCGGAGCGCUCGGGUGGCGGUGCGGAGGCGUGGGCGGCCCCGGCGGGCUGCGAGGGGAGGAUGCCGCGACCGCCAGGCCGGGAGAUGGACUCGGUGGUCUUUGAGGACGUGUCUGUGAACUUCACCCAGGAGGAGUGGGCUCUGCUGGAUCCUUCGCAGAAGAAACUCUACAGAGAUGUGAUGCAGGAAACCUUCAGGAACCUGGCCUCUGUCGGAAAUACAUGGGAAGACUGGAAGAUCAAAGAUGAGUUCAAAAUCCCAGGGAGAAAUCUAAGAAGUCAUAUGGUGCAGAGACUCUGUGAAAGUAAAGGUGGUCAGUCUGGAGAAACUGUCAGCCAGAUUCCAAAUGUCAGCGUGACCAAGAAAACUUCUGGAGUAAAACCGUAUGAAUGUAACGUGUGUGGAAAAGUCUUCAUGCUUCAUUCAUCCCUUACGAGGCACAUCAGAUCUCACCCUGGACACGAAUUCUAUGGAUGUAAGUAUGGAGACAAGCCUUACAAAUGCAAAGAGUGUGGGAUCACCUUCAGUUAUCUCAAAUCCUUUCAAAGACAUGAAAGGACCCACACUGGAGAAAACCCCUAUAAGUGUAAACAGUGUGGAAAAACCUUUAUAUAUCACCAGCCCUUUCAGACACAUGAACGGACACAUUUUGGAGAGAAACCCUAUCAGUGUAAGCACUGUGGCAAAACUCUCAGAUCUCCUAGUUCUCUUCGAAUUCAUGAAAGGAUUCACACUGGGGAGAAGCCCUAUGAAUGUAAGAAAUGCGGGAAGGCCUUCAGCUGUCCCAGUUCUAUUCAAAUACAUGAAAGGACCCACACUGGGGAGAAACCCUACAAGUGUAAGGAAUGCGGGAAAGCCUUCAUUUCCCGAACAACCGUUCAAACACACAUGAUAACACACAAUGGCAACAGACCUUACAAAUGUAAGGAAUGUGGGAAGGCAUUCAUUCGUCCCAGUUUUUUACGAGUACAUGAAAGAAUCCACACCGGGGAGAAACCCUACAAGUGUCAACAAUGUGGGAAAGCCUUCAGAUGUUCCACUUCCGUUCAGAUUCAUGAAAGAACUCACACUGGGGAAAAACCCUACAAGUGUAAGGAAUGUGGGAAAGCCUUCAGUGCGCGCCCAGCCUUUCGAGUACACAUGAGGGUGCACACUGGUGAGAAACCCUAUAAAUGCAAAGAAUGUGGGAAAGCCUUCAGUCGCCUCAGUUACUGUCGGAUACACGAAAGGACUCACACUGGAGAAAAACCCUAUGAAUGUAAAACGUGUAGAAAAACCUUCAAUUAUCCUCUAGAUUUGCAGAUCCACGAACGAAAUCACACUGGAGAAAAACCCUUCGAAUGUAAAGAAUGUGCCAAAGCUUUCAUUUCUCUCGAAAACUUUCGAAGACACACGAUAACGCACACUGGCGAUGGACCUUACAAGUGCAGGGAAUGUGGGAAGGCGUUCAUCUUUCUCAGUGCGUUUCGGACGCACGAGAGAACCCACACUGGAGAGAAGCCUUAUGAGUGUAAGCAAUGUGGAAAAGCCUUCAGUUGUUCUAGUUACGUUCAGAUACACGAGAGAACUCACACAGGAGAGAGGCCCUAUGAAUGCAAGCAGUGUGGGAAAGCCUUCAUUUAUCCCACAAGCUUUCAAGGGCACAUGCGCAUGCACACUGGAGAGAAACCCUAUAAGUGUGAAGAAUGUGGCAAAGCCUUUAGUCUUCGCAGUUCCUUUCAAAGACACGAAAGAACUCACGGUGGAGAGAAACUUUUUGCAUGUAAGCAAUGUGGAAGAGCUUUUGCUUUGUCCACAUCCUUGAACAAACACGUGAGGGUGCACCAUAGAUAGAAGCCCAGUGAACAUGACUUGGGGAACGUCCACGAUUCCAACAGAUACCUUUCAGUCAUGAAAUUCCCACUGUGGAACUGUCCUGUGAAUGAAAGUGAUCGAGGAAGCUAGAUGCAAGGUCAUUCGUGUUGAUGGGUCAGAAAAUGCAAAAUGUGUAACCAUGAGUCAGAAUAUUUUUAAACCAGCUGUGGUGGCACACAUCCGUAAUCUUGGUCGAACUGAGUCAGUGUAAUAAGGAAGUCCCCUUUGCUUUAACCUUACAAAUAAGUCCUCUGAUGCUCACCCAUCAGUCGUUGUAUCUUUUCCUGCUCUUGCUUCCUUGUUUCCAUCUUACAAAAUGCAGUGGUCUGGGCUGAGGCUGUGGCUCAGCGGUAGAGCGCUUGCCUAGCACGUGUGAGGCACUGGGUUCGAUCCUCAGCACCACGUAACAAAUAAAAUAAAGGUAUUGUGUCCAUCUACAACUAAAAAAAUUUUUUUUUUCAAAUAUCCACUGGUCAGCCACUGUUGCCUGGCAAUGAAAGACAAUUCAAUUUAAAACGUGUUGUGAUUUGUGUGUGUGUUGGUGCUGCAGAUCCAACCCAGGCCCUUGAGCAUGCUGGGCAAGUGCUGUACCACUGAGCUACAACAGCUCUUGACUUUUUUUUUUUUAAUAUUUAUUUUUUAGUUGUAGGUGGACACACAAUAUCUUUAUUUCAUUUUUGUGUGGUGCUGAGGAUCAAAUCCAGUGCCUCACACAAGCUAGGCAAGCUCUCUACCACUGAGCCACAACCCCAGUCCUUGACUUUGUCUUUGGCAAUAGGAAAUAAAUACUCAGUCUUUGUCUCAGGUUCCUGGCACAGAGUUCCCAGGGGUAUUAGAAGCACCUUUUUUAUUCAUGACAAUUUCUUUUAAACCAUAUUUGAGGGCUGGGGUUGUGGCUCAGUGGUAGAGCGCUCGCAUUGCAUGUGUGAGACCCUGGGUUCGAUCCCCAGCACCACAUAAAUGCGUGAAAUAAAGGUAUUGUGUCCAAUUACAACUAAAAAAUAAAUAUUAAAAAAAACAUACUUGAA
Messenger RNA from Marmota monax (woodchuck), 2892 nucleotides. RefSeq names its product zinc finger protein 791-like. The coding region runs from base 71 to 1843 and encodes 590 amino acids. Gene Ontology annotation, biological process: regulation of transcription by RNA polymerase II. NCBI's taxonomy places the organism in Eukaryota, Metazoa, Chordata, Mammalia, Rodentia, Sciuridae. The transcript has 4 exons. The record is from RefSeq and is a predicted model, not a curated record. Gene Ontology annotation, molecular function: RNA polymerase II cis-regulatory region sequence-specific DNA binding; DNA-binding transcription factor activity.